AUGUCAGACGAAGAGUUGACGGACUGGGAGGUGGUCGAAGCCGCACCUUGCCAGCAGAAAGCGUACGAGGGGGACAGUGACGCCCGCAUGUGGGAAGGAAUCACUCCAACCAGCGAAGAAACGUUUGAACCAGGUCAUGAGGAGCCACCCAACGAUCUGCCUAUCACCAUGCUCAACGCCGGCAGUCGAAGACCACCUGUCGCAGCAAAGCAUCCAAACGAAGAAGAACAGAGCUCCCCACAACCUAGCAAAAAGGAUGAUCUCGAGCCUUGCCAAUCCUGCAAUGGCUUCCAUUACAUCGCGCAGUGUGUAUAUACCUUGACUUGGUCGGAGUGGCUAGACUAUCAUCUCACCUACAUGCCAAGCCAGUCCUACGGUCAUUCGCCCGAGGGUCUCGGAGAGGACACUUCAGACAUGCAGUUGCUAUACUAUCGUGCCGAGUCUCUUGACGACAUGGCCGGAAGCUGUGAGAUCAACUACUUGUCUGACACGCGUCUGAAGGCCGAUCUGAUGAGUAAAUCGAGCGUGGAGAUGUUCUUGGACGAUGAGCAGUGGGAGAAACGGCUUGUCCAGGAGGAAGAGCAGAGAAACGUAGCUCCGAGAGACUCAGGAGACGAGAGAUCUGGUUCAGAGAGCGUUGGAGAUGCGCUUGAUACCAUGAAGACCGACUUCACGAUGCAUCUGCCGGCAUGA
Molecule: messenger RNA, 693 nt
Organism: Fulvia fulva
Lineage: Eukaryota; Fungi; Ascomycota; Dothideomycetes; Mycosphaerellales; Mycosphaerellaceae
Exons: 1
Coding region: 1-693 (230 amino acids)
Source: RefSeq, a predicted model, not a curated record